AUGUGUUACAACUCAUUACCUGUAGAUAUUUACAUAUACCCAACAAUACAAUGUUAUAACUGUUGUCGAUAUGGUCAUGUUAAGGAUCAAUGCCGUUCUACACCACGGUGCUAUAAAUGUAGUAAAGGACAUUCAGGUGAAAACUGUACGCAGCAAGAAGACUUCUGCUGCUGUCUAUGUCUUGGUGAUCAUCAAGCUAACAGUAAAAACUGCCCGGAACUAUGGAGACAAAAAGCAAUAAAAGAAACUAUGGCUAAAAGCUGUAUAUCUUAUGCAGAAGCCAGCAAAUUGCAUGGUCCUGUAACAAAAUCAUAUGCUGACACAGUUAAAACUAAUUCUUCUAUCAUAACUGCGGAACAUUUAAAUAAUACUAAACCCCAAAAUACUCUAUCUUCUAAUAUAAUCAAUAGAUCAUAUAAAAAAACCAUUGUACAAAAACCCCGUCAAUCUCCAAAAUUAUCGCAUGGUUAUGAUGUAAACAUGCAUAAGCAAUUAAUAAAAGAUUAUAAUCCUCCUACUCCUGCAGAUGGCUGCGGUUAUAAAUCUGUAGCUGAACAGAAUUUACCAAAUCAAUUUACAGAAUUAAUCAUGGCUUUAAUUAAAUUGCUGACUGAGUCUAAUUCUAUUGUACCGUCCAACGCUGCUUCUCUAUUUAGUGCUCUUCUUCAAAUCUUCAACAACAAUGGCUCCAUUGGCCAAAGUUCUCCAGUGGAACUGUUGUAG
Messenger RNA from Achroia grisella, 723 nucleotides. RefSeq lists its product as uncharacterized. Lineage: Eukaryota; Metazoa; Arthropoda; Insecta; Lepidoptera; Pyralidae. Gene Ontology annotation, molecular function: nucleic acid binding; zinc ion binding. The record is from RefSeq and is a predicted model, not a curated record. The transcript has a single exon. Bases 1 to 723 code for a protein of 240 amino acids.